CUUCUUGAGCCUUCACAGGACAGUGUUCUCACGACGUUCUCCCUCUCAUCCCACAACCAUGUCCGCCCUUCGGAUCCUCGUCCCCGUGAAGCGGGUCAAACCCCGCGUCAACAAAGCCCAAACGGCCGUCGAAACGGCGGCGUAAAGCACAGCAUGAACCCCUUUGACGAACUCUCAAUCGAAGAAUCUGUGCGCAUCCGCGAGAAGAAAUCUUACCCGCACGGCGUCUCCGACAUCAUCGCCUUCACAUGCGGCCCUCCCAAGUCGGCAGAUAUCCUGCGCACGGCUAUGGCCAUGGGCGCCGACCGCAGCAUCCACGUCGAGACGAAAGACGGCGAUGAGAUUGAACCUCUGAGCAUCGCGAAACUGCUGAGGGCAGUGGUGGAGAAGGAGAAGGUUGACCUGGUGGUGCUGGGCAAGCAGAGUAUCGAUGAUGAUGCGGGGCAGACGGGGCAGAUGCUGGCGGGGUUGCUGGGGUGGGCGCAGGCUACGCAGGCGAGUAAAGUUAGUUUUGACGGGGAUGGGAAGGGGGUUGUUGUUGAGAAGGAGGUGGAUGGGGGUUCGGAGACGACGAGGAGUAAUUUGCCAAUGGUGGUUACGGCUGAUUUGAGGUUGAAUGAGCCGAGAUAUGCUAGUUUGCCGAAUAUUAUGAAGGCGAAGAAGAAGAAGAUUGAGAAGAUUACGGCGGAGGAGUUGGGAGUGGAUUUAGGGAAGAGGUUGAAGACGCUGAAGGUUAUCGAACCACCGCCAAGACAGGGAGGUGGAAAGGUUGAGGAUGUUGAUGGGAUGGUUGCCAAGUUGAAGGAAUUGGGUGCGAUAUAG
Messenger RNA from Lachnellula hyalina, 822 nucleotides. It is a transcript of the gene Etfb, whose product is annotated as Electron transfer flavoprotein subunit beta. The record is from RefSeq and is a predicted model, not a curated record. NCBI's taxonomy places the organism in Eukaryota, Fungi, Ascomycota, Leotiomycetes, Helotiales, Lachnaceae. Gene Ontology annotation, molecular function: electron transfer activity. Gene Ontology annotation, cellular component: cytosol. The transcript has 3 exons. The annotation marks the transcript as partial.